Molecule: messenger RNA, 1251 nt
Organism: Acanthocheilonema viteae
Lineage: Eukaryota; Metazoa; Nematoda; Chromadorea; Rhabditida; Onchocercidae
Source: the annotation of a GenBank genome assembly
AUGGGCAAAUUGACGAAACUAUCAUCGGAUCUAACGAAAGUAAUAUUGGUUGGAGAUGUGAACGACAAUUUACUCAAUUCAUUAUUGGGGAACGAAAAUUCCAUAUUGCAACAGAAGAAUGAAUUGUUGGUGGAUACAAAAUACUACGUCGCUUGCUUGAAGUUAGAAUCGUUGAAAACAAUUGAAAUGAUUAAUGAAUGGAAACUUUCGACACCGAACGUAAACGUUGGUGCUGUUAUAUACAACUAUGAUGGGGAAUUCCGUUCCAUUGAGCGGUUGAAACAACACAUGUCCAUAUGGCAGGCGGAAAUUCAAGUUACUGUUUGUAAGCGUUUGGAACGUUCAGCGGAUUGGUCGGAAAAUUUGUAUCGUUUCUGUGCCGGUGAACAGAUUGAGUUAGUGGAACUUGACCCAGAUGCUGAAACAAUAGAAGAGCUAAAUGAAUGCCGCGAACUUUAUGGAGUACCUCGUAUAUGGCAGAUCUUAGAAGCUGGAAAUUGGAGUAAUAAGAUAAUGAAGAAGAAUCCACUGGAAUCGAAUAAACAACGAGAUUUUAAGAAAAUUGGUCUCAUUAGUAAUCCUGCUAAAAAGUCUUCUGAAGAUUCUUUUGAUGAUGAGGAAUUUGGAUCAAGGAUUCACGACAUGACGGAUGAAGACAAAGACAUGAUAGUAAAGCUAUUUGGAGGGCCAAAAUUAUCAUUCGAUAAUUUGAUGAAAGAUGUAGAUGUUCCGGAUCCUACAGUUACUGAAUACUUCAGGCAGGAAACGGAAAAACUAAAGCGACAAAACAAAUUAGUUGCUAGUAAGAGGAAAAAGAAGAAGAAGUCAAAAGUUACGACAACUAAUGAAUUUGGUGAAUUUGUUGAUGCGAUCAGUUCGACACAAAUGCCAAAUGAUGGAGCGACGCAAAACUCGUCGGAUGUGAUGGGUUUAACGAAGGACAAGCACACAGAUGUUGAUGUAAAUGUGCAGGAAGGACAGGAAUCAAGUGGUGAUAAUUGCAAAGAUUAUCAAGGAAAUUCCAAAAAAAACUCACAUGAAUCAAAUAGUGUUUCGCCUUCAAUAAUCGAUGGAUUAUUUGACAGAAAUAUCGACAAACAGGGCACAAGUUUGGCACGAUUAGCGUUACUCAAAAUGCCCUUUGGUCCAGAACGACAGAAUUUGGCAGCUGAUACGAUGUUUGCUAUGAUGAAAUCAAUUGGAGAUAGUGAUCUUUUCAAUAGUUCUUCAGAUGAUGAACUUCACACCUAA